Molecule: messenger RNA, 10041 nt
Organism: Drosophila melanogaster (fruit fly)
Lineage: Eukaryota; Metazoa; Arthropoda; Insecta; Diptera; Drosophilidae
Gene: Ncoa6
Product: nuclear receptor coactivator 6
Exons: 6
Coding region: 718-7518 (2266 amino acids)
Source: RefSeq, marked reviewed
GUGCUUGUUAUUGUUCGUGGAAAUUUAAUAAUUACGAAGUUUUUUGUACAAAAUAAACAGGAUAAACGCAUCGUUGCAACGCCAAUUGAUGGUUGAAAAACAAGCGCGAAUCUUUCGACAGCAAUCAGUGCGUUUAUCAAGUGCCCGCACGCAAUCGAACCGUGUGAAAUUAAGCCCCCGAAAAUCGGCUGCCCGAAUGCGUGAAAAUUUUCGAGUUCCGCUAAACAGGCAUUACUAUUUGGCCAGCGAUUGUGAAAUGGAGAACAGUGGGGGCCCAAACGUAUUCAGUUUGCCCUAAACAACAAUUGAAAAGCGGGCACGCAAGAUUUCCAGCAGGAAAAGCGCUUGAAAAGUGACGCAGGAAAAUCCGUAUCCGCGCCCCGCACGUGUGUGUGUGUGAGUGUGUGUGUUGCAGUGCAUGUGAGUGUGUGUGUUGGUGAGGCUACUACUAAAAAAAAAAGUAAAAAGCAAAAGGGGAGAAGAGAAAAAAAUAAUAGUGGAAAAUGCCCAAAAACCCAAGUCGCAGAGGUUAAAAACUGAGUGCGGAUUACAUCGAAAGACAAUAAACCGAAGCCAUCGAGUGUCAAGCCUAUAAUGCAAUUGGUCCAACAAUUUCAAUCCAAAGGACGCCACGGCGGUCAAUCGAAAGCUAAAUGCGAGAAUUGAGCAGCGUUCUAACAAUUAAACCUACGACGCGUGCGAUUGUCGUGUGAUGAUAUGCCACUUAAACAGCAGCUUGAACCGUCACUGGUGCGGAUAUUGGUCUCGCUACCCUGGGACGCAGCACAACGGCUGCGCCAGCUGGCCAACGAUGGAAAUCCGGAGCUGCGCGCCCUCAACAUUCAGUCAGUGCAAUUCGAGGGCGAUUCUGUGAUAAAUUUGAAAGUUGGUGGACAAGAUAUUAAGAUAACCAAGGAUAAUGUAAACGAGACACUUGAGGCGGCUGGCUCGCUUUCCGGCAACAAGAGUGGUCUGCUGGCCACGGGAUUCGAUGGCCCCAGUACGAGCAAGGCGGCAUCCGCCUUUAUGCAACAGCAGCAGCAGCGAAUCCUGCAACAGCCCCAAAACGAUGCAAUCUCACUCCAGCAAAGAAGAGCAGCGGCGGCGGGCCUGGGACUUCAGAAGAUGCCCCUCCACACCACGCAGCAGCAGCAGCAACAACAGCAGCAGCAGCAGGUGGCCGUGACACCCGCCGUCUUUAAAUCCCCCAAUACUGUAUGUCCCAUGGAGGGCAAGGUGCCGUUGCUGCUGCCAUCACCGUCCGCCACGCGCGACUUUCCCUUCGAGAGCAUGCGGCAGGCGAGAGUACUGCAAGGUCGAGAGGCGGGCGGUCUGGGUCCGCCCCUACCGCCACCUCCUCCGCCAAAUGUAACUCUAAAGGUGCUGAAGACGCAACAGCAGCAGGCACCUCAGAAUGGCGAACUGACACCCACAACGCCAACGUCAGCUGCUCCAACGCCGCCGGGCAGCAAAUCUCAGUUCAUCCAGCCACCACCGCCGCCAUAUCCGGGUUUGGGAGCUGCAACGGCCAGCAGCGUCAGUUCACCCAUUGCCAUAGCGGGCGUUAGUGCCAAGCCAGCCAUUGUGACGGCACCCAGCCAGCUUAACCAUCCGCUUGGGCAUCCGCCGCUGCCUACGGCGACUUCGACGGGCAGCAACAACAUUGCCAUAUCGUCGCCGCUGCUUGUGAAUCUGCUGCAGAACGACGGCAAUGGCAUGUCGAAUCCGAACCAGCUCAAGUCGCCCCAACAGCAGCAGCAGCAGUCACCGCUGAUUGGUAUGAGCCCCAGUGGAGCGCAGAUGAUGAACUCCCCUAUGCGAUCCUCCGGCCCGGCGACGCCAAGCGAUUUUCUUAUGGGCGACGUACUGAGUCCGGUGGUGCCUUCCUCACCCACAACGCCCCAGGCGGCGGCUCCUCCUUGCCCGCCGCCCGUGGUGAUGCGGAACCUGCAGCAGCAGCAACAACAACAUCAGCAGGCUAUGCUCAGUCCCAGCGGCAAUGCCAAUCAUUUGUAUACUCAGCAACAGCAGCAGGGUCCGCAGCAGCAGCAACCACAACAGCAGCAGCAAGGACCACCACAUCGCUUUCAACAGCAACAUCAGCAAAUGUCGCCGCAAGCUGUGGCCCUGCGACAGCAGCAACUUCAGCGCCAACAGCAGAUGCGAUUCAUGCAACCGCAGCAGCAAUUACAAGGACAGCAGCAACCACAGCAACAGUUUCAGCCUGCGCCUGAUUGCUUCAACAACAUGGGCAUGGGUCCCAUGCAACAGCAACAGAUAAGACAUCAACUGAGACCCGGCGGACUGCCGUUGGCUCCUCCGCCGCCUCAUCCGCAACAGCAGCAGCAGCAGCGUCUCAUGGGCCUGUCCAUGCCGCAAGCGUCACCCCAACAGCAAUUCAUGAGCGGCGCUUCGCCCCUUGGACCUGCCCUCUCGCCCGCCUCCAGCCACCAUUCGAUGCACAGUCCGCUGAUGUCCAAUCAUCAGGCGCAACAGCAGCAGCAGCCGCAGAUGGUGUCGCCUGCGGCAACACCUGGACCCACUGCUCCCAGCGAAAUGGCUGGACAGCUCAUGCCAGCCAAUCAACAUGUACCUGCAGCUCCACCACCAGAUUACAAUCAGGCGGCAGUCAACUCUCGCUGGCCGCUGGCCGGGAUCAAUAAGCCGAUGGACUCGGCCACCAAGAGCAGUUUUCAGGAAUUCACGCGUUACCAGAUGCAGUACAAUCUUCAGCAACAGCAGCAGCAAGUCAGUCUGCCGGGACAGCCGCAACAGCAGCAGCAGCAGCCACAACAGCAACAGUUGCCGCCACCUGCGCUGCCGACGCAGCAGCAGCAGCAACAACAAAGUCAUGUUCAGCAGCCACAGGUUGCAGGUCAGACUCAAGGUCAGGUCGAUUCUCUGAUCUCGCUUUCCGUUCUGGAUACCCUCACCACAAACGAUUUGGACGCCCUGCUGCCCACACUAAACUGUGAUUUGGACUCUACGCUUAGUUUGGAAGAUAAGAACGAGCUCGAAUCUCUCCUGCAAGACGCCAAGGAUCUGGACUUGGAUCUGAUCGAGGACAAUCUAUCGGCGGUUGAUAUGAGGGAUGCGCUCAACACGUUGCAAGAAGCGCCACUGGAACAGCAGCAGCAACAACAACAGCAACAAGCAGCGAUGCAGCCUCAACAGCAGACGGCGCAAAUGAUGCAAAUGCCGUACCAGCAGCAACCACAACAGCAACAACAGAUGCAGCAACAAUUGAUGAUGCAACAGCAGCAGAGACAGCAACAAUUGCCGCAGAUGCAACAGCGCCAGCAGCAACAUUUGCAACGACAACUGCAACUGCAGCAACAGCAGCAGCAGCAGCAACAACAACAGUUGCAGAUCGUCCAGCGCCAGCAGCAGCAACAGCAGUCACAACUGCAAGUCCAGCAUCCGCAGCAGCCACAGAGACCUCCCCAGAAGCAAUUUAUCAUUAAUCCACAUACCGGCGACAUGGAACCAAUGGCCAGCGACGAUAGCGAGACUGAGGCUGAAGAGGAAACUGCCCAGCCGCAAUUCCGUAACAGCCACAGUGGAUUAGGCAGUUUCAAUUUCAAUCCCGCCAACGACAUGCUUCUGCCCACCAAUCUGUUUUCCGAGGAGGACUCCAAUUCCGCGCAGCAGCAUCCCAUGGGUAUAAGUAGUGAUCAGGAAAGAUCACGCGACUCCCUGGCAUCGAACAAAUCAGCCACGAGCAGGGCUAGGAAAACGCCGGUCUCGAAGGCGAACCAUAGCAAUUUCAGUGCGGGUGACAAUUCGCCACGUUCUAGCAAUAGUUCGCCUUUGAUUGGCUUGAACUCGCCCCAAUCGGUGAACGCCAAUGCAGGUGGAGCGCCCAGCAAGAAGGCCAAGCCAAAUCUGCUGCGCGGCAAGCUGCAACAGGGAGUCAAGGAGCGCAAGGCCAAGGAUCCCACGGCUGCACCAAAACAGAAGCGCGAGCGGGCGAAGGGCAAUGUCAAGACGAAGGCGGCUGAGGAGAAGAUAAAGCUGCGAUUAAAACUGGAAAAGGUGGAGACUACGCCGGCAGCGGGAGCCGGCUACGAGGGACAGAUUAUUAUCAAUCAGCAGCAGCAGCAGACCAUUGUUGUGAAUAAUCACAUGCAACAGUUGCCCAUGCAGACUCAACUAUUGGCUCUGCCGACGCAACAACAACAACAACAGCAGCAACAACAACAGCAGCAGCAGCAACAGAUGCAGCAACCUCAGAUGCAGAUAAGCCAACAGCAACAUCAGCAGCAGCAACAAACUUCUCAGCUUCAGCAACAGCCUGCUCAGCUGCAGCAACAACAGCCACAACAGCAGCAGCAGCAGCCGAUCCAACAGCAACAGCAACAUCAUCCGGUCUAUAGUAACUUUCAGCAGCAGCAACAACAGCAACAACAGCAACAGCAAAAUGUCCCGGGACCCAACGAACCACGUGUUCCUCCACUGCAAAUCCGUUUGCGUGGAAAGAACCAUGUGGUGGUGAAGAACACGCGAAAGGAUCGAAAGAAGGGUCAGAACCAGGAGGCGAGCAUUGAUGAGCGACAAUUGAAGCGCAGCUACAGCGAUCAGCCACCACAGCAACUGCUCAUGGAUCCUGCAGAAAGCAAGCAAGCCAAACUAACGCCACCGCCACAUGUCAACGGAUUGCCCAUACUGAUCCAAAAGACGACGGCGACAGUGGCGUCGCCACAAUUGCCACAACAAUUGCAAGGCGGCGUAGCCACAACGACGAAGACUACCACUAUUGUGGCGGGCAAGAAUGGUCUAACGAUCAGUGCCAUUGUGGAGGCGCACAAGGCGCAGGCUCAAGCGCAGGCCCAAUCCCUCAAUGAUCCUCAACUGAUUGUGGGUUCCACCAACACAGGAACAACGCCCACGUCCACCACCCUGCAGCAGCAGCAGCUGAGCAAGAUAGCCACCUCGUUGCCCAGCAGCAUUACCCUAAGUGCCAUCAACAGCAACAAUAACAACAAUAAUGUGAACAGCGGGAAUAACAACAAUCGGCUGUUGACGAUGAAGAAUCCGAUUAAGACUGCGGCCACCAUAACACCCAUCGUGGGUGGCAAGCCGAUGACAAAAAACCAUAAGCCGCCGCCAUACAUCACAGCCGUGCAACAGCUGCAGCUGCAGAAGCAACAACAGCAGCAGCAACAACAGCAGCAACAGCAGCAGCAACAACAGCAGCAGCAACAGCAGCGACAACUGGCGGCGGCCGUAACCAUGUUGCCCAGUGCGACGACCCUGAAGCGUGUGGAGAUAACAAAGGUCACACCGCAGGUCACGGCAGAGCAGGCCCCUAGCAUUAACCCAUCCCCAGUAGUCGUAGCAGCAGCAGCCACAGCAACACUAACGACAUCGUCGACGCCCACUACGCAAACAACUCAGCUGAUCUGUGAUAGAAAGUUGCCAGUGGCCAUGCCGCCCAUGACUACGGUCAAUAACGUGGUGGUGGCCACAGUGAACUCCUCUUCCGCCGCCCUGUCGACCUUGUCCUCCGUAUCCACAGCCUCCUCCGCGUCCAUAAUCACCACCUCUACCUCAACCUCAUCGCCUGCUGCGUUGCCCAGCACGCUGCGCAACUCGCCCGCCAGCAAUGGAAGUGGGACACCCGGUCAUGGAAACAAUGGCGGUGGCGAGGACAGCGGCAUUGAGUCCAUGGAUGCCCUAUCCGAGAAGAGUCCUCAUCAACUCUCGUCCAGCAGUCCAAUUCAAGUGAGCAAGGCGGCGGUGACGAUGGUGCAGCAGCAGCAGCAGCAGACGAACGCAAUCGUCACAAUCACCACAUCCGCGGCGGUGAUAGCACCAGUGAUUGCUCCCACCUCAACGCAGGCAGGAACAACACCCACUGUAGCGCCAUCCCUGCAACAGCAGCAAAAACAGCAGGCUGACGAUGAGAUAGAGAAGGCGCUGGCGAAGAUGGAGGGGGACUUUCCGGAUGAUCUCGAGGAUAUUGUUUCCUCGAUGAUUAAGGAGACAAGCGAAUGUGCUAGUGCGGCGGGUGGUGGCUUUCUAAAUAGCCUGGAGAGCUCACUGCCAGCAGCGACGGUUGCAACAGUUGUGUCCACAGCAUCCACAAACACAAGUAGCAUAGGUAGCAUCAAGUUGAAUGGCGAACACCAUAUACUCGAACACGAUGAUCUCAUCAAGAAACUCACAGAGAGCAAGCCACCAGCGAUCAAGGUGAAGCUGGAGGAGAUGCCACCGCUGCUCACCAUUAAGAAAGAGCCGGUGAUUAAACCGAUGGCCAGCGGGCUUAAAGUGGAAGCCAAAGUGGAGGUAAAGCUUGAGCCGAAAGUCGAGCCCAAGUCGGAGGAGAAGUUGCAGGAAAAGCCUCCGAGCGAGUCUUCUUCAGCCUCACUGCAGCCCAUUUCGAUAGAAAUACCUGCUCAGGUGGACGGUGAGACGCCGAGAAUAAGGACGCGAGCCAGCAGUCGUCUGGAGAGUCCGCUGGAUGCGCAGAAAGCAAGUCCUGAUCCCACAACUGUCACCGGUGUUUCAACAACAGCGGCAACUGCAGCCAACGCGUCUACCACCGUUAAGAGUCUAUCCCGAGCCUCCUCCACCGCCAGUCCUCGAGUGGUCACACCGACUCCGAACCACAACAACAAUAACAAUAAGCGAAGACGCCAGGAAUCCGAGUGUGGCAGUAGUAAUGAUGGUGCCGACCUGGGCGAGAAUAGCAUAAAGCGACCGAGGAUAAGCAGUGGCACCACCUCCAAUAACAACGCAACAGAAACAGCUGCUGAACACAAUGCCGGCGCGGGAUUGCCAAAAAAGGUUGAAAUCGAGUCCUCCGAUUCGGAUGAGCCGCUGAUCGAGGUGGCCGGCAAGGUGCGCAACUCCAAGCAGGCCCAGGUAGAAGCUGCCGAUGCCGCAGCAGUUGGAGUGGAGAAGCAUGUGACGCGACGAAAUGCUCAGCAGCUACAACCACCGCAGAACAAAACUGCCGGCAACCAUGCCCCCUCUUCCACACCUGCCCUUGGAACACCACGAUCGGGAAAAGCUCAGGCGCCAGUUGGUGCUACCUCCGCUGCGAACAACAAUCACAACAGCAGCACUGCCAACAAUGCCAGUGUUGUGCCCUCCUCAGUGACGACGACAACAAUGCCAGGCGGAGCUGUGGUGACCACCAGCCAAGUUAACAGCGGCACAAGUGUGGUUCAUGCAACACGUGGAGCCACCGCUGCGGCUGCCAGUACCACUAAUAACAACUCGGCCAGCUCGCCCACUGACGAGAAGAUCGGCACCCGGAGAAGCGUGCGGGCCAGUGCGGCGGCCAACAAGAUCAUCUAUAGUCGCAGCAAUGCAGCCGCAGCUGCUGCAGCAGCAGCCGCCGCGGCAGAGCCGAAAGGAACAACUGGCAAGGCGGGAGCAGCAGUGGGUGCCAACAACGCCGGCAAUGUGGAGAGCGUCGCGGAAGCUAGACGAAAGACCCGCAGUGCAGUCAUUGGCGAGUCCAUGUUGACCGAGGGACGCCGGAGAAGAACGUCGCGUGAUUACAAGUGACCAGAGUUUUGCGCCUUGGCUAAAGGCUUGAACCAUCCGAGCGAUGCACACGAAGACGAUCUGCUGGAGCUAUUCAAAGACUUUGAGCAGCAACAGCAGCCGCAUCAGCAGCAGCAGCAACAGCUGGAGAUCAGCAGCAGCAGCUUUCCUUUAGCCCAGGCGCAGGACGAGGACGGUGAUGAGAUGGCCGAAUAUGAGAAUCUGGCGCGAGCAGCCGGUGGUUACAUGGAGGAGGCCGAUCAUUUGCUGUCCUACCACAGUAGCAGCAGUGCCGCGGAUGUUGAGGUGGAUGAGGUGCUGAUGCCGGAGCUGGACAAUGCCACGGCCUUGGACUGCGCCAGCUUUGUCGACUACGAUGAGUUCAAUCUGUGCCUGAACAACAUCCUCAGCGAGGAGGACGACAGUGGUAGCGCACGCGGAGGAGGAGGAGGCGUCAGCAGCAUGGCGACCAAGCACCAACAGUCAUGGCGCGAUGCCGGCGACGUACUCAACAUUGUACAGCUCAGCAACGAUUUGGGAUUGAGUUUUCAGGAGUUCGCCAGCGAGGCGACAACGGCGGAUGAGCAGCGCUCCGCCAGUAGCAGCUCACCGCAGCUGGCGUAGUGGAGUCGGAUUACGGACGGCUACUUGUAUAUAUCACACGCACUGAUACCGAACGCUUUCGUUUGUAGUUCUUAGCCCUAGUUUCCGUUGAGGAUUAUUUUGUAUAGUUAGUGGUAGCCACAAGUUGCAAUAAUGUUGCGUCUCAUAGCGAGCAACAUCACACCCAGACACACUCUCUCACACAUACACACAAACACCCACCCAUACACACAUACUGCAGACAGACGGUUGCAAGCGCCGAUUUACGCCUUUGUUAACACUUUGUUUUCUGCCCCCCAGUCCGAGCUUAUCCGCCAAUCACCCCUUCUCAUCUGGCACUGCUAUUACUCCCCAAAAAAAUCCACCCAUUGGAAAUGAUUUGCUAGUCAUGUGAAACAGGCAAUUUAAUGUAUAGCUCAGAAGAUGAAAUUUGAACAAAUUAGUUGAGUAACGUAUUUGAGAAGCUCCCAUAAACACUAACAUAGAAUAUAGUUGGCCGAAACUGAAAAAACAAACAUCUCCAAACUCUCACGCAUGCAUAGUUUAAUUUGAAAUUUGAAAAUGAAAAUGAAAAAUCCUAUUUCCAUGGACCGCUCUGUAAAUAUUUGGAUACUUCUACUUCACGAUGCAACAUGAACACAUUUCUAGCAUUAGGUUGUCCUACUUUUAAGCGCUGCGCCCAGUCGAAAGUCUAUAAGAAGCUGAUCCGUUGGAUCGAGCAGAUCAGAGCAGACCACACGUUAACAUUAGGUUUUAUAUUUUUGUAACCUUUAACAUACGAAUACAAUACAGUACAGUACAUACAGAUAUAUAUAAAUAUAUAUAUAUAUAUAGCGUAUUAGUUUCCGUAAGCUUGCGUUGUUUCGAAAAUUUGUUUUUUAGUUUUAAAUGCUUUAGGCUAAGGACAGUAAUCUUAACGCGAAUUCUUUACCAACAAUAUAUGCACAUGGAAACCUAUGCAAUAAGUUAGUCAAAAAUGUAAAAAGGCCAAGCACCAGAAAAAAUGAAAACACAAAACACCUACAAAAAAAAAAAAACCACAAAAAAAAAAUACAAAAAAACAGAUCGAAAAAAUAUAAGGAGAAAUGAGUGGAGAAUAUUGAGAAUCAGUCGUCUAGUAUCUGUCGUUUUGCAAAGUUAAAAGAACUAUAUAACGUUAUAUAUUUUGCAUAUGCAAAACACACAUAAGAAAAUGGGAUAUCGUGAAAAAAGAAACCACACAAACAAAAAGUUGUAUUGUAUAUAAGGCAGGCUCUAUUUUUGCUAAAUGUUAUUUGAACUUGAACAAAUAGGGGAAAACAAUGAGUAAAGUAAUUGAAGCAAAGCAAAGCAAAGGCAAAGGCAAAGCGCUAGACAAACAAACACACAAAACAACAUUAUAUAUUGUUCAAUAUUAUUAUUACCUUAUAUAUAUAUAUUGUAUGAUUGCUACAUAAAAUAAUUCUUUUGAUACUUUGUACAUGUUUACUUUAAAGCAAGGCAAAACAAAGCAUAAGCGUAUGUAAAACCCAACCCUCUAGCAUAACUCUGCAUAUAUUCAUAUAGAUCCGCUAAACUAACGUAUAUAGAACCCGAAACCAUAAUUGCAUACCACACCAUCCUUUGGACUUUGUUUAAACACUUUGGACCGACCGGACGGACAGCCACAACCACAACCAACUGCAAUCUGCAAUCUGCAAUAAGCCCAGAAAGCACAGAAAACACGUUAAUGGAAGAGGAAAUGUUGUAUAGAACGUAUGAAUAAUUUAUAUACCGCUUCGUAAACAAACAGGCAACAAAACAAACAACACACAUAAACAAAUAAAUGAUAUAUUUAAAUAUUUAAAAACAAACCACACAAGAUGAACAACAACAACAAAAAACGAAAGUGUCUUAAAACGUAGUAUUAGAAGUUUAUUAUUAAUUUGUUUGUACUUUAAAGUAAAAUAUUUAUAGAAAAAG